AUGGAAUGUUCUUCUGAGUCUGGAAAGGGAAUGAUAACAGAUGCGACAGAAAAUAAUCCCUUGCCCCCGGAAACGAGCAUCCCCAAGAAGGAACUGAAGACGCUCCCACCAGGCCUCAAGUAUGCCUAUCUAGAAGACAAUGAGACUUUUUCAGUCAUCGUCAACAGCAACUUGACCAAGGAACAAGAAAGAGACCUACUUGAGAUUCAGGUCAUGGAGUCUACAUCCAAAGCAGGGAACCCCACCACAUCCGCCGAUUUCGAUGCGGCGGCGUUCAUGUCAGACUUGGUGCAGAAAUUCAGAAGUGCGGAGGAAGCGAUGAAGGCUUUCACCCUCUUCACGACAAUGAUGGAAAUACCAAAUCCUACUGCGUUAGCAACCACCACUACCACAGCGCCACCACCGUCUACGAUUCCGGUAGAUUCGACGGCCCAACCCUCUAUUUUACAUACAGAGGCCGAACCGACCAUUAGCGCGCCGGAGAAAGACGCUGCGGUAGGCGAAGAAAAAGAGGAUGAGGCUGAUCUGGCGGCGGGGUUUGAACAGAUGGUGGUUGGAGACCAAAGGUUAGCCCGUGUUGUUGAGGGGGAAACCCCUGGUUUUUCUACAAAUGUUGGUUGUGAAGGUAUUGCUGAGGGGGAAACCCCUGAAAAGUUUGUGGGCAGUGAAGCCCUUGGUGUUGAUCUGUUAGUUGCUGAGGGGGAAACCCCUGUUUACAUUGAGGGGGAAACCCUUGGUUUGUCUGAAGGGGAAGAGGCCCCCGUUACUGAGGACGUUUCAGUGCUCAAAGGCAGUGGGCUACAAUUGAUGGUAGAUCUGGUAGAAAUUUCGGAGGCCACAAAUUCGCCGGUGGAUAAAAGGGAGGCCAGACUUAGGGCCAGGAGAAGCUUAAGGGAUGAGAUCGAAGAUCUCACCCUACCCACAGAGGAGAAGUGCCUAGCCCCGGGAACAGAAGGCGGACAAGGGGAGAAGAUCCCUGGGUCUAGCAAGAAGGAGGACGAAGCAGAGGAGCGCCGUUUGGCGGAGGAACGCAAAAGAAAAGGCAAGCAUGCUGCUACCUCCCGGAUCAAGAAGUCCAAGCAGAAUACAGCGGGCAAAUCUGCUGAGGCUCCACUCCCUGCUCCUACUAAAGUUCCCUUCGCCAAGGAACGAGUUGGCCCUACUCCGAGUAGUGAGUCCGAAGAGGAAGAGAUGGAUGAACAAGAUGAGGAGUUGAAUUUUGAGCCAGCAGAAGUCUGGUUGACGAAAGGAUUGUUGGAAGCAAUGGGGAAGUUUGAGGAUCCAAAGAGGGCGGCAACGUACAAAGAGCGGUGUGGUUCUGGCAAGCUAGCGAAAUCCGAGAAACGGUACGAUCGGGAAGAGUUACGGGAGAUGGACUCCGAUGAGGAGUUCCGUCAGUACAUCGGUGCAAUUGGGUUUGACUGGCUUUUAAAACAUAGUGACGCGGAGGUGCCAAUAGCAUUGGCCCGGGAGUUUUUCUCAACUUUCUGCCUGAGAACUACCACCGAUCUCGACGCGGAUUCGAUUACUUUCUGA
Salvia splendens (bonfire salvia) is the source of this 1536-nucleotide messenger RNA. Its product is annotated as nucleolar and coiled-body phosphoprotein 1-like. The record is from RefSeq and is a predicted model, not a curated record. The coding region runs from base 1 to 1536 and encodes 511 amino acids. NCBI's taxonomy places the organism in Eukaryota, Viridiplantae, Streptophyta, Magnoliopsida, Lamiales, Lamiaceae. The transcript is spliced from 3 exons.